UGACAACCCCAAAUUUAGUACCGUACGAAACUACGCGACGUCGAAACCGCUUUUACGUCCGCGCUAAUAAAACUCGUUGAAAAUGCAUACAUCAAAAUGGUAGAAUCGCUACAAAUGUUUUUAUUUCUAUUUAAAUCUAAAUACAGACGAAAAUGUUCAUGGUUCUCGCCAUUCCUGUGUUCAGUGCUCAUAGUGUUAUUGUUCUGUGAUGGUGUCCUGUCUAAGUGUGGUGAUCAUACUUGUGUAAACGGUGUGUGUAAAAAUGAUAUGUGCGUGUGUUACGAGGGUUGGCAGGGUCCCGAGUGUCAGUACUGCGGCGGCAAAGUCAAUUUAACGUCCCCAACGGGCUACAUAACGGACGGGCCGGGUAACUACAGCGUGAGCACACAAUGUUCCUGGUUGCUCACGCCGCCACGUCUGGGUCCCACGCCGCCACCCCUGCGGGUGCGCCUCGAGAGCUUCGCCACCGAGUGCGGGUGGGACCACCUGUAUGUGUACGACGGUGAUAGUGUGAGAGCUGAGAAACUGCUCGCUGUGUUCAGUGGUGUACUAGAAAAUGGAGAGUCCAGUUGGACUAGGCAAGUGAUAGCGCGUUCAGGCAGCGCGUUGCUGCAUUUCUUCAGUGAUGAUGCAUAUGCCAUGGAGGGGUUCAACGUGACGUAUGCAGCUUAUUCCUGCCCUUCCAAUGAUCAUCGGACUAAUUGUUCUAAUCAUGGUGAAUGUGAAGAUGGGUCGUGUAGAUGUGAACCAGAGUGGACAGGGGUAGCCUGUGAUCAGCCUUUAUGUCCAGAGGAAUGCAACGCAGCAUACGGCGGCGGUACCUGCACUGCCACCGGCUGCGUGUGCUCCGCGCUCCGUCGCGGAACUUCAUGCGCUCGCGACGCGUGGCGCGCGGGCUGGGCGGCCGCGCGGACCGGCGGAGCGCCGCCCGUCGCCGCGCAUGCGUUACUGCAGUAUGGCGACGAUCUACUCAGAGUAGGAGGGGAGACGUUCGCGCAUUCUGAGUUUUUAUACAAAUAUAAGACGGCAGAACAAGAAUGGGAGGUGUUACCUACAUACGAGAGUCCGGCAGCACGGUUCGCGCAUUCCGCCGUGUUAUACGGACACGAACUCAUAGUGUAUGGAGGGGUCGUUAUAUCUGAUGAGCCGGAGAGGGGUGGCGGUCUAGCAGGUUUAGAAGGUCGUGCCGGUGAGGUGACGAACGAGAUCUGGCGAGUUCGCCUCAACAGUGAGAGGCCGCAGUGGCAUAAUGCUACGCCUGUCACCUGUUCGCCUCAUAGACAACCGCCGUUGAAGCAUUGUGGAGGUCUCCACGUAUCUGGUCACACAGCAGUACUGGUGUAUUUAGGUGCUACAAAGAAGCCAGUAAUGUUGGUGUUCUUCGGACAUUCGCCGCAUUACGGAUAUCUACAUCUUGUGCAGGAGUACUACGUAGACGAGGGUGUAUGGUCGGUGGCAGGCACGCGCGGCUGGGCGGCUCGCGCGGGCUUCGCGCACGCGGCGGCGUGGGACCCGCUCUCACGGAGAGUCUACGUGCACGGGGGCCUGGUGUCCGAGUCUGAGGCUACACAGGCGCCUUCAGCAUCGUUAUUUGAGUACGACCCGGAGCUAAGACUGUGGCGCCCUCUGCAAUCUGCGCCUACGCCUAGAUAUUUACAUUCUGCUACUUUUAUUACUCCAGGUGUAAUGUUAGUGUUCGGCGGUAACGCACACAACGACAGCGCGGCCGCGUUGGUGUCCAACCCCGCUGCUUCCAAGUGUUAUUCUGCCGGAGCACUGCUGUAUGAUGUUAGAUGCGGCACGUGGUCGGCGGCGGCGUCGCUGGGCGGCGGUGCCCGCGCGGCGCACGCGGCGGCGCCCAUCAGCACCAAGGACAGGCGGGCCGUACUCAUACAUGCCGGUUUCGACGGUCGCCUCCGUUCCGACUCGUUAGUAUUCGAGGCGGGUGAGGGAUGUACUCGACACACGAGCGAGGCGGCCUGCCUCACCGCCGCGCAUCAUACUGCUGUAGCCUGCGUGUGGCGGCAGAGGGAUAGGGCUUGUUUACCUGUAAGUAUAUUCGAGGCGGGUGAGGGAUGUACUCGACACACGAGCGAGGCGGCCUGCCUCACCGCCGCGCAUCAUACUGCUGUAGCCUGCGUGUGGCGGCAGAGGGAUAGGGCUUGUUUACCUGUAAGUAUAUUCGAGGCGGGUGAGGGAUGUACUCGACACACGAGCGAGGCGGCCUGCCUCACCGCCGCGCAUCAUACUGCUGUAGCCUGCGUGUGGCGGCAGAGGGAUAGGGCUUGUUUACCUCUAGAAGAAGUGGGUUGGAAGGAGUCGUUCGACGGCACGGUGAAGGCGUGUCUAACAGAACCUAGGUUUGAUGAACGUCGUUGUUCGCAAGCAUCGUCUUGCGCGGCGUGCACGGCUGCCCGCUGCGCGUGGUGCGGCGCCUGCCAUCCUUCAGCCAUGUAUUGUGUCAGACAUACACAUCAGAUGGCGUUAUCAAUAGAAGAAUGCGGAUCGGACAGCGAGUCGCCGCGGGAGGCUUGCGGCCGGUACCACUCCUGCGCAGCCUGUUUGGCGCAUCAGCAUCAUCAUACACAUGGAUCUGAAGAAUUAAGUCAGCGGGCGUGUUUUUGGGAUUACGACACGAUAAAAUGUAAACCAGUGAAUUCGUCCGAAGAUAUUAGAAGCGUAGCAGCGGCGGGUCCGUGCAGCGCGCCGUGCUCCACGUUCCAGACGUGUGCCAACUGCACCGCCGAGGAGUGCAUCUGGUGUGCCUCCGCCGGACGAUGUGUGGAUAAGAACGCAUACGGCGCCUCCUUCCCCCUCGGCGGCUGCCGCGCGUGGUCUACCUCCGGCGGCGGCGGCGCCGCGGGCACGUGCGGCGCGGCGCGCGGCUGCGGCGCGCACGUGUCGUGCGCCGCGUGCCGCGCCGAGCCCGCCUGCGGCUGGUGCGACGACGGCGCCGGCGGCGGCAGGGGCCUGUGCCUCCCUGGUGGGGCUAGGAGACCGCAUGCGCCUAGAGUCUGUGCUCAACAUCGGUGGCACUUCACAGCAUGUCCGGCAUGCCAGUGCAAUGGACACUCGGUAUGUGAUGCUGCAGCGCGUUGUAUGCAGCCGUGCGCCGGCCGCACGGUGGGCGAGCACUGCGACGUGUGUGCUGCCGGACACUGGGGGAACCCGCUCAAUGGGGGAGUGUGUCAACCAUGUGAAUGCAACGCGCAAGCGGUAGCCUGCGCCCCCGACACGGGCCGCUGUUACUGCAGUACUAAAGGACUGGCGGGCGACCGAUGCGACAAAUGCGACAACACCAACCAUUAUCACGCCGAUAUAUAUAAUAAGGGGGCUUGUUAUUAUGAUUUAGCAGUAGACUACCAAUUCACCUUCAACCUAUCAAAAAAGGAAGACCGUCAUCUUUCUGCCAUAAACUUCCGCAACGCGCCGGUGAAGCCGGACGUGGACGCGGACUUCAGCAUCACGUGCUCCGCGCAUGCGCGCAUGAACCUCACCGUGCGGACUCGCAGCGACGUCGCCGAGAGGACGCUGUUUAGCGACGUCAAUUGUACCAACUUUAGAUAUAAGAUAUUCUUUUUUAGGUUCGCAAAGUCCGACCACGCUUUCGGUGUCGAAGACAACGUGACACUUACGACGUUUUUCGUCUACGUCUACGACUUCCGGCCGCCAUUGUGGAUCCAGAUAUCUUUCUCUCAAUACCCGAAGUUGAAUUUACAACAAUUCUUCAUCACUUUCUCUUCGUGUUUUCUACUUUUGUUGCUCGUGGCGGCCGCUUUGUGGAAGAUUAAGCAGAAAUACGACAUGUACAGAAGACGACAGCGACUGUUCGUCGAGAUGGAGCAGAUGGCGUCGCGGCCCUUCAGCCAAGUCUGCGUCGAGCUUGAGAAGGGUGGGGCAGGUUCAGGAGUACCAGCCCCCGUAGCACUAGAACCCUGCCGCUCCGGGCGGGCCGCAGUCCUCUCCCUGCUGGUCCGGCUACCGACAGGCGGCACGGGGCGGGCGCCGCCGCUGGGCGGGCUGGCGGUGGCGUCGGCGCUGGUGACGCUGGGCCACCACGCGCCGCAUCAGGCGGUGCAGGCUAAACGUCCGCGCCAUCACUGACCGAGCCGCACAGAUACGGACACCGAUGUAUAUAGACAAUGUAUGUAUUGAACUUUGUACAUAGGACACUAGUAGUGCAUUGCUCAAAGUGUAACAUUAUAUAAAUAAUACUCAGUUAUUCUAUCGUUUGUAUGACUUAAUGCCCAGUUGGACAAACACGCGUGAUCUAGCCAUUUUUAUAUGUAGCGACACAAAUUUUGUUAAAAAAAUAUCGAUUCAGAUAAAUCGGAUUUUUAUCGAUACUAAAAAUCGAUUUUAUAAAUAUUAUAAACUUGAUAAAUAUGACUGUAGUAUCUUAAGCAAACGUGUUCUCGUGCUUAAACAAAAUAAAUAAAGACUGCUGAAAUAUAUCGAUAAACUAACAUUAUAAAUCAAAAUACAAUAUCGAUAAAAAAUUCCCCAACACUAUUGUUUAACAAAAUUUGUAUCACUACAAAAGCCACGCUACAAAAAUCAUCGACAAAGUUGUUUUUUGUAUAAAAUGAUACUAAUUAAAAAACAUAGUAGUCUUAAGUACCUAACCACACUUCCAUAUAUGAAAGUUGCCAAAAUACUCUAAUUUGUAUCACUUUUGAACGUUCCACGUUUAGGAAGCUAGUUGCAGUUUGUAUUGGAAAUUAACUGUUAAAAAUAUUAUGAUUUGGAUAUGUGGAGAGAAGAUUUUUGGGUAUCACAAAUAAUUAUUGCACUGGUUAACAUAACGUCCAUAUUAAAAAUAAAAAUUGGUUAUGACAGAAUUUCUGUUAAAUAUGUAAGUAGAUUUAGUUUUAUCACGUCAAAUUAUGUGACUAUUUCAGAUUCUUUUAUCUUACUAUUUAAAAAUAUUUUCUUAUGAACUCACUUGUUUUCACGUUUAUGUAAUCGUACACCUAAGUUGGUAAUCGUAAAAAGGGUUGGUAAUCGUAAAAUACAUAAAUAUCUUAGCAACUUUUCACUAAACUUUUUUAGGCAAACAUAUUAAAAUAAUUUACAGUGCGUGUGAGGUAUUUAUGCGUCUUAACUUAGCUCUUUUGGCUGUGCAAUAGAGAUUUUAUGAAUAAAAUUGUUUACUGUACAGCCUAUCAGUUAACUCAAACUCUACAACAUACUUCGGCACUAGUAUAUGUUUAAUUAAAAUGCCAUCUUCUCUCCACAUAUCCUAAUCAUAAUGCUUCGAAAUUUCGGACCGGGUUCUUAGAUUUAGAGAUCAUUGCAUUUUCUAAUUUAUAUUUCGUAAUUUUAUUUUUAAGGGCUUAUAAAUGCUGAUGUGUUUUGCCAAUAUGUUGAUGAAAUUAUUUAUUUAAAAAAAGCAGCUUGUUCGAAAUGUGUGGAUGAUAAAAAGGAAGUAUAAAAAAAUAAUGAAGAAUGAAAAUAUUAUUUUAAAUACCUGAAAUUAAUGUAUUAUUUGGCAACUUAUUGAAAUUCACUAUUUCUUUUCUAUGUAAAUGGUGGGGUAGGCAGCUUUAGAUUAAAAAAUGUUAAAUUACUUUUUAUCCCAUUUUUUUGCCAUAAAGGCCACACUUUACUUUUCUAAAUAUUUAUGUUUUGGCAGCUUACAAACAUCCAAUUAGGUAUAUUCUAGAGAGCAAAAGACCUGAGAUAUAAGGUAUUAAGGCAUUUAUUUCGCCAAAUUGUACAGCCAUCAUUUGAGAACCAAAUCUGGAGUAAAAUUAUAAAUAACAACUUGGCAAAACACACCAGUUAAAUCGAUAUUAGUCCUAGUGUUGUCGCGUUGUCGAUAAAAUAUCGAUGACUUGUAAUUUAUAUGAUAUUUAUUUUCUCAAUUUAAUGUUUUAGCUAGCAAAUUGAAUGCUUGCAAGAUUAUAUUAAAAUGCGGCGUUUUGGAGGGUGAUGUCGAUCAAAAUGAAAUAUAAAUAUUAUCAUUUAUACACUAAUAUAUUUAUUAAUUAUUUAAUUAAUAAAAAUGAAAUACUGUUAUACCUGCAAUAACUGAAUCAAAUGCAAAAUAUUUUUAGUCGAAAUGGGGAAGAAAAUCUUCAUACACUUAAUUAUUUCCUUUAGCAGAUAAAUUGAAAAAUUAUUGACAUCAUCCUACAAAAUAACCACAAGAUAAAAGACAAGUUUUUCACGUUAAAAAAACAUAUUUUGUCGUAGUAAUUUUUUUAUAAUAGUUUUUGUAAUGCGUUGGUCAGUGUUGAAUGUUUGAAAACAACGAUGUAAUAUAUGCGUAUCAUCACAAUUUAUUGUUGGUUUAGAAGUUAUACUUAAUAUCCUUUUUAGUUUAGAAAACCACUUCGGUUUAAAAUUUUCGAUUUGCUCAUCUGUUGGCAGCUAUGUUGAAUAAGAAUAGGUAAUGCAAGAGAAAAUUAGACGUAUUAAAAUAUUUGUUAAUUUUGGGGGGGCAAUACCGCAAAUGCCAGUGAACCACGACUUUAUUCCUGUAACUCAGCAUGUCUGUUUGUUUGUCGCGCUCUCACGCCAAAAAUACUUAACUGAUUUUAGUGAAAUUCGGUAAACAGCUGCUCAGGGCCGGCGAAAGAACAUAGGGUUCUUUGGGUGCAAAAUGGAUUCAAAUUGUCAAUUCAAAAAUCCAGUUCAUAACUUCUAAACCAACAAUAAAAUAAUAAUAAAUAAGUAACAUUAUCUAUACGUAAAGUCACUACUACAUAUAUAAUAAUUAGAUGUAAAUAGUGUCGCUUGAUAUAAGAUUACGGAUAUUCAUAUUUUUAUUACGACUGACAUGUAAAUUAUGUAAAAUAUAAUGUAUUUUAUGUUUGUUUGUGUGAACGCAUUUAGUUGGUGAAUGUUGUGUUGGGUUUUACAAGAAAAAACUUAAUAAUACACGUAGGUAUUCAAAUAUUAGUAACCAACUUCCCAAAAAUAAGGUUCUUAUUCAGCAAAAAUAUUUGAGCAGCAUUCCUGUUAAAUAAUAGAGUGAAGGAGAUAGAUCUCACCAACAAGACUAUGCCCACCUUAUUAUAAAACGUAGUUUUAUGCAGUAGCGGAAUUAGUGCUAGGUUUAGUCCAUUAACUUAGUUCAGGUAGUUUAAACCUAGAACUAAAGCUGGUAAUUUUCAAGACCACGUUUUAUAAUGGGAUGGACUGAGUUUUAAGUUUCUAUUAAACUCAAUAAUAUACAAGAAACUGUCUUUGCAAUAUGAUUGAAAAUAUUUUUUGUGGGGUUUUUCGAUUUUGGGAUCACCCCAAACUGAAUUCGAAGUUCGAAGGGCUGAAAUGUUAUAAUUUUACAGGUGACAUUUUUAGCAUCGAUAGCAAAGAUUUUUUUUUUCAAAUGUUGUAUAGUGAUCUAGACACAACAUUCACACACAUUUUUGUAUUAUAGCCUUAGAUGUAAAAGACGUAUUUUAUCUAAAUAAUAAUAAUUAUUGAUAAUAUGAGCUAACUUUGUACGCAACUUAAUAAAUCGUUUUUAGUCCAACAUAAAUAUUUUUAUGCCUUAUUUAGUAUUAAUUAGUUAUGAUAGUUAAUAUCAUCGCGAAUUUGUAAAAAGUAUCGAUAUUCUGAAUAUUAAAUAAAUAAUAAGUGUAAUAUUUUUUUCUGCUUCUUUUUUUACUUUUUUAUUGCAGCAAUGAAUUAAUAUUAUGGUCAUUUUGAAAAAAACAUGGCGACCUAUUGUUUUUAAAUUAAAUACUAAUGAAAUAAAUAAUUAACAGUCAAAAUGAUCUCAGUGUUUAAACAGAAUUUUUCUUUUAAUGGAUAAUUUGAAUUGUUAAUUUAUUAAACUCAGUGGCAAAAUGUUUUCACAGGCGAAAUAUUUAAUUUUUAUAAGAAAAUUCAAAAUGAAAUAAUGUUCUAUUACCUCGAAUAUAUUGUUUUUACCUAGCUGAGUAAAUAAAGCUCUCUAUUGCAUGCCAUUAAAUAAAGCUCGCUUGGUAAAUAAGUAUGUAGUCAAUAAAUAUUUCGCCUGUGCAAAAUUAUUUCUAUGACUGAAGUUGUACAAAAUACAUAAUGGAAAAUAACAGAAUUUUGUGAAACUAAGUUUAACACGGGUUAUUGUAAUCAUGCGAACACGUAAUCGUCAAAUAAAAUCGUAAUCUCAAAAUAAAGUUGGUAAUCGUAAAAAUGACGAAAUAUUUUUUCGUAAAAAGUUUGUAAAAAACAAAGUGCUUGAUUUUUGUUUAAUAUUGAAUUGUAAUAACUCGUGUUAGAAUUUUAGUAAAUAUAAAUGGUAUUUUACAAUGGUAAAUUCAUGUAAUAUGACUUUUUU
Molecule: messenger RNA, 8272 nt
Organism: Helicoverpa armigera (cotton bollworm)
Lineage: Eukaryota; Metazoa; Arthropoda; Insecta; Lepidoptera; Noctuidae
Gene: dsd
Product: attractin
Exons: 27
Coding region: 97-4104 (1335 amino acids)
Cellular component (GO): Golgi apparatus
Molecular function (GO): protein binding
Source: RefSeq, a predicted model, not a curated record